Messenger RNA from Wyeomyia smithii (pitcher-plant mosquito), 820 nucleotides. RefSeq names its product cytochrome c oxidase subunit 5B, mitochondrial-like. The record is from RefSeq and is a predicted model, not a curated record. Gene Ontology annotation, biological process: mitochondrial electron transport, cytochrome c to oxygen. The coding region runs from base 128 to 487 and encodes 119 amino acids. NCBI's taxonomy places the organism in Eukaryota, Metazoa, Arthropoda, Insecta, Diptera, Culicidae. The transcript has 4 exons. Gene Ontology annotation, cellular component: mitochondrial envelope.
ACUCGUCGCUCAGAAACGGCAGCUGUCAAUAGUCGAAGAGUGCUGUGUAAGAAACGCGAAUUUUUUCGAUUCCUCGCAUCCCGAAGUCGCAGGAGGAAGAACACCGAUUCCGCAGAUUUUAUACACGAUGGCGUCUCUAUGCGGAAGAUUAGCUUUCAACGUCGCCAAGCGUAAUGUUUCCUACACAUCGGUGCGUUUCUGCAAAAUGAUGAACGAUCCAAUUGAACAUGCAACGGGUCUGGAAAAACGUGAGCUGCUCGCCAAGCAAGCCGGCAAUUCCGAUCCCUUUGACAUGCGGGUGUUUAAACGCGGACCGGGCACCAAAGAUCAGCCGAACCUUAUUCCAUCGGCUUUCGAGUCGCGUCUUGUUGGAUGUGUCUGUGAAGAAGAUCAAACCUAUGUUCAGUGGAUGUGGCUACAUCAGGGCCAACCCAAGCGUUGUGAGUGCGGUCACUGGUUCAAGCUGGUUGAAAAAGCCCCCGUCUAAGCAGGAGCAUGUACUAAAGAAUUAUUUGUAGAGUCAACACACGAUAUGUUACGAGAAAAAAAAAUUAAAUCCAGAAGAUUAAUAAAAUGCAACAACGUUGAACUUCUACCAAAUCGAUUAUCGAUAGUAAGCAAAAGUCCUAUAAACUUAAUAGUAUUCGCCGUGUGUUGUGCCCACAUCGUUCAUUGUGUUCUCCCAUCGGGAACAAGGCUAAGACAAAAUAUUUCGCUCUGGUUCUGUGCUAGUUCUGCUAGUUGGAGGAACGACAGUGCGGUUAGUGAAUUGGUUUUAGUGUCAUAGCUGGAAUAAUAAAGCGAAGCUUGAAAAUUUUAA